Messenger RNA from Mitosporidium daphniae, 1111 nucleotides. Its product is annotated as saccharopine dehydrogenase. Lineage: Eukaryota; Fungi; Microsporidia. The transcript is spliced from 5 exons. Gene Ontology annotation, cellular component: cytoplasm. The annotation marks the transcript as partial. Gene Ontology annotation, molecular function: saccharopine dehydrogenase activity. The record is from RefSeq and is a predicted model, not a curated record.
AUGCCAAUUUCCAAAGGAUUCUUCAAGCUAUUUUUCAGGGCUGCUCAAAGGCAUCGUUUCCGAAUACAUUCAAAAUGGCGCAUCCGCUUCUGGCGUUCCAAAGUUGAAUUUGUUGCAUCUUUCUUUAGGGUUUUCCAAAGGGCUCAAAUUACAACGCCACAAGGGAAAUUCGCAGGAAAUUUUUCGCAUUUGUCUCCCUUGCUACCUUCGCAUGCGAUCAAAAGUGAAGGAUACGUUAGACGUAUUUUACUGCUUGGAAAUGGCCUUGUUGCGAUGCCCGUAAUCGACUACUUUGAACGAAGCUCCGCAAAAUUGCCAUUGGGAUCCAAAAUCAAAAUGACUGCCGUAGGGCUGACUCCAACCCUUUCCCCAUCAACGUCAAACGCAUCUGGGCCAUCUUGCUCGGUUGAUUAUAAUGGUAGCGAGUCCAAAUUCUCGUUCUCAUAUUUACAGUGUGAUCUUUUGAAUAACGAGGAUCUGUUAAAAAGCCUUGUCUCGUCUCACGAUAUCGUCAUUAGGGCCGAGGAAGCUGGGAUUCUCAUCCUUGGGGAGAUGGGACUCGAUCCCGGGCUUGAUCACCUUACCGCUUCCAAGAUGAUUGACGAAAUUGGGCCAUCAAACAUAACUUCUUUUCAAUCAUGGUGCGGGGGUCUUCCUGCUCCAGAGUGCACGGGAAUUGGAAAUCCGCUAAAAUACAAAUUCUCGUGGUCACCAAAAGGCGCAUUUUUAGCACUCAAUAAUAAGUGCAGAUUUCUUCUUGAUGGGAAGGUUGUAGAGAUCGAUAAGGGGGGAGCCUCUCUUGACCAUGCCUUUAGUUUUAGCGAUUUCAAUUUGAGCAGACACAAAAACAUAUUGACGCCAUCGCUAUUUCCUGGUUUUUGUUUGGAGGGAUUGGCAAAUAGGGACUCGCGAUGGCUUGAAAACUUUCAUACGAGGAACUCUGAGGCGGACGCAAUGAAACUUUUGUCGGUCAACACGGCGUCUCUUGACGCCGAAAAUCUAUUGGCUCUGCAGUGCGAUCUAAUGAUCAGAAAGCUUUCGUAUGAAAAUGGAGAGCGAGACCUGGUAUUGUUAGAGCACCGCUUGGAGGCCCAGAGGGACGGAAGGCUCG